Messenger RNA from Pistacia vera, 800 nucleotides. RefSeq names its product agamous-like MADS-box protein MADS3. The record is from RefSeq and is a predicted model, not a curated record. NCBI's taxonomy places the organism in Eukaryota, Viridiplantae, Streptophyta, Magnoliopsida, Sapindales, Anacardiaceae. The annotation marks the transcript as partial. The transcript is spliced from 8 exons. Gene Ontology annotation, biological process: regulation of DNA-templated transcription. Gene Ontology annotation, molecular function: DNA-binding transcription factor activity. Gene Ontology annotation, cellular component: nucleus.
AUGCCGUUUAUAUCGGAGACGGCGAGUGCAAUAAAGAGUAGGUUUGGUUUCCACAGCCGUUCCACUUCCUCGGAGACCGUGCUGUCGGCGCGGACAUCUCCUGAUCUUUCUCGCAAGUCGGCGGUAAGAGAGAAUCCUUAUGGCCAGUCGCACGCUGCCACGUCGAUAGUUCAUAGUAUCGGUGACUUGGAGGACAAUGCCGCCGCCAGUGCUGGUUCAUCUCAGAUCUUCGAGGUUAAUGAAGAUCCAUCUUUCUGGAAAGACCAUAACGUUCAGGUUCGUCCUCUCAAUAAUUCUGAAAUAUCAGCACAAGGGCACAGCAAGUGUAUUAGUAUAAGCAAAACCCUUGAACGAUACCAACGUUGCUGCUUCAAUCCUCAGGACAACAGUAUCGAACGUGAAACACAGAGCUGGUACCAGGAGGUAACAAAGUUGAAAUCAAAAUAUGAAUCUCUUCAACGCACACAAAGGAAUUUGCUUGGAGAGGAUCUUGGACCACUGAGUGUGAAAGAGCUGCAAAAUCUUGAGAAACAGCUUGAAGGAGCUCUUGCACUGGCUAGGCAGAGGAAGAAUCAGAUUAUGGUCGAGCAAAUGGAAGAACUUCGCAAAAAGGAGCGUCAGCUUGGAGACAUAAACAAGCAACUCAAGAUCAAGCUGGAGACAGAAGGACUAAAUCUGAAAGCCAUUCAAGAUUUAUGGGGUUCUAGUGCAGCAGCUGCUGCUGGAAAUACCAGCUUCCCUCUCCAUCCUUCACAUGAAAGCCCUAUCAACUGUGAACACGAGCCUAUUUUACAGAUUGG